This is a messenger RNA of Bufo bufo (common toad), 2527 nucleotides long. Its product is annotated as protein mono-ADP-ribosyltransferase PARP15-like. The coding region runs from base 180 to 1895 and encodes 571 amino acids. The record is from RefSeq and is a predicted model, not a curated record. The transcript is spliced from 13 exons. Gene Ontology annotation, biological process: negative regulation of gene expression. Gene Ontology annotation, molecular function: NAD+ poly-ADP-ribosyltransferase activity; transcription corepressor activity. Gene Ontology annotation, cellular component: nucleus; cytoplasm. NCBI's taxonomy places the organism in Eukaryota, Metazoa, Chordata, Amphibia, Anura, Bufonidae.
GAAAUUCUUUUCAGCUAGCAUAACUUCAGCCGCUGGGCGUGGAUUUACAGUAAAACGAAAGUAGAGGAAAUAAAUCUUUGUGUCCGGGAUGUUUCUCUCCAGUUACACAUAGGUCGCCCUGAUCAAAGUCCUGAGGCUUUGUUUUAACUGGGCAACCAGUACUUGUGAAAACCGCCAUCAUGACGGAUGUGGUGGUGUGCGAAACAUCUGUGAAGUUAAAAAAGGGGGACAUCACUGCUGAAAGUACAGACGCCAUAGUAAACCUAAGUAAUGCAACACUGGACCGCAGCGAUGGAGUAUGUAAAGCCAUCCUUGAUGCUGCGGGUCCUAUUGUAAAGGAAGAAUGUCAAUGUUUAGCAAAACUCCCCAACGACGAAUGUGUUGUGACCUCAGCUGGAAAUCUAAAGUGCAGAAAAAUAAUUCAUCUCAUUGACGUCCGAUCAGACAACAUUGCUACCUCAGUGACGAAGGCUCUUAAGGCCUGUGAUAAGGCCAACAUGGCGACCGUCAGUCUCCCAGCAAUGGGAACAGGAGCAAGUAACUUAAAACCCGAAAGUUCCAUAAGACUGAUCAUGAAAGGUAUAGAAGACUACCUAAGCGAUCCUUCUGUCAUGACCAUCAUCUGUGAGAUCGUCAUUGUUGUCUUCGAACAGGAGAUUUAUGAAAAAUAUCAAUGUUUUUUCCAGAAUUACAAGAAAAAUUACCCUCACUUCUCCGCUUUCGGUAAAAUGAUAGAACUAAUCAAAGGAGACAUCACCCAUCAGGCGGUGGAUUGUAUAGUGAACCUAACAAAUGCCACAUUGAAUCAAUCUUUUGGCGUUUCAGGGGCAAUACUGUCUGCCGCAGGGGACACUGUUAAGGAGGAGUGCAACAACAUUGGUGUUUUAGGAGCAGAUGAAGUUGUAAUUACAAGUGGCGGGGAACUCGAAAGCGAACACAUCAUGCAUAUUAUCGGCCCAACCUCUGUGCCGGCCUAUGAACCUUCCAUCGACAGGAUUCUGCAUGAAUGCCAUGAGAAUGGGUUCACGAGCGUUGCACUGCCAGCCAUUGGGACAGGCAUGGCUCGUGUAGAUGUAGCAGAAUCCAUCAAGGCCAUUCUGAACAGUAUCCUGAACUACUUAUCUGAUACCUUAAUUCCAUCCCUCGAUACAAUCUUCAUAAUUGUCAUUCAGGAAAGUGUUUACAAGAAGUAUCUUGAGGUUUUUCAAGCCAAAAGCACAGAGCUUCAGGCACUUCAAAGGGAAGAAAGGAUAGUGGCGGCAAUGCUUCAUGGAGUAACAAUUCGCUAUCCAAUGAGAUGGACCGACAUUGCGAAAAAAGAAUUUCAGGAAAUAAUCAUUGACAAAACCUCCCAAGAAUACAAAGACGUCAAAGAUAAAUUCCUCGCAACCACAUCAGCAAGUAAAUACGAAGUUACAGAGAUCAAACGUAUUCAGAAUAUAACGUUAUGGCAGAGUUUCACCAUUAACAAGCAAGCAGUGAACAGGAAGAACCCUGGCCAGAAGAAUAUAAGCCACUUGUACCAUGGCACACAUUUCGAUGCCAUUACCAACAUUAACCGUGAUGGAUUCAACCGGGUCUACUGUGGUAUGAACGGAACAGCCUAUGGGAAUGGGACCUACUUCGCAGCUGAGUCACAAUACUCUUGUGGCGACCAAUAUUCUCGUUCUGAUGCUAAUGGGAACAAAUACAUCUACCAAGCCGCAGUGAUAACCGGACGGUACUGUGCGGGAAAAUACUCCUACAAGGAAGCUCCACAUAUCGAUGGUGACGUCAACAAAGGCCGCUAUGAUUCAGUUGUGGAUAACGUUGAGAACCCCAAAGUAUUUGUCGUGUUUCACGAUGAUGUUGCCUACCCUGAAUAUCUCAUCACCUUCAAGAAACGCACAUCGUAAGCUGUUGAGAAGACUGUGUCUCAGAGUAUCGUACUUUUCUAAAACAAGAUUCAUCAGAUAUCAAAUGUACACCGUAUGAACAGUGCAUGUGAAUACUGUGACGUAUGUCCCAGCAAAGUCGUUUGGUAAUCCGCUUUCAGUAUAUGGUGUUCACAAGGACUGUUCAUGCGGUGGUAUAAAGAAGACCAAGGUUCACAAGCAGAGUAAUCUCCUUCAGGAUCAUAAGUGGUCCAAGACAAGUUUGUUCUUUAAGAUGUAGAACUUUUUUAGUAACAGCCAUAUAUACUGCCACAUUAGUAGCAAUAUUAAUAGUAGAAUAUAGUGAGUUUGGAAAUUAUUCACAAGGACAACCCCUUUCCGUACGCCCUAUUAGGAUCUGUAGAUGUUAUAGAAGGGACCCCCUCUGAGGACCCCUUCUGUGAGCAAGGGGGAAGCUACUAAAUAUCAGGCACACACAACAGGCCAGGUUUGUCUGUGCUUUGCAUGGUUGAUUGUUCAGUUCUGUGGCCAUCAUGUAAUACUACAUCUCCCCUGUAGUGGCCCCUGUAGAGUAAAUGGCUCACUCGAACAUCUGCCAGCAUAAACAGCUGAUCACUGGGGGUCUUAGAAGCUGAACAUGUGGUGAUCAUUUG